Lottia gigantea (owl limpet) is the source of this 225-nucleotide messenger RNA. RefSeq lists its product as hypothetical. The annotation marks the transcript as partial. The record is from RefSeq and is a predicted model, not a curated record. Lineage: Eukaryota; Metazoa; Mollusca; Gastropoda; Lottiidae. The transcript has a single exon.
AACAACAGAUAUAUGAAAUAUAAGAUUAAAAGUAACAGAUAUAUGAAAUAUAAGAUUAAAAGUAACAGAUAUAUGAAAUUUAAGAUUAAAAGUAACAGAUAUAUGAAAUAUAAGAUUAAAAGUAACAGAUAUAUGAAAUUUAAGAUUAAAAGUAACAUAUAUAUGAAAUAUAAGAUUAAAAGUAACAGAUAUAUGAAAUAUAAGAUUAAAAGUAAGAUUGAGUAA